Trachymyrmex septentrionalis is the source of this 632-nucleotide messenger RNA. RefSeq lists its product as uncharacterized. The transcript has 3 exons. The coding region runs from base 299 to 616 and encodes 105 amino acids. NCBI's taxonomy places the organism in Eukaryota, Metazoa, Arthropoda, Insecta, Hymenoptera, Formicidae. The record is from RefSeq and is a predicted model, not a curated record.
AUUCCAUUGAUUGCCAUUAUUAUUUCUCGACAAUCACUAGCGUUAGUUUCUUUUGUGGAUUCUUCGAGUGAAACUUUUUUUCGCAAUUGAUUGGAGGACCGCGAAUAUCCUGAUUGCAAUUUACCAAUAUUUUGGGAAUCCAUAAUGUCAUCGUGUUCUGAUAAAUACACGAACAGAUCACGAUAACGCACUGAUAUCCGGUAUCUUGAGCGAACGCGAUAUUUUAUAUCGACAACGCCGCGAACAAGGCAUGACAAGACCGGUGUUCGUGGAUUCGGCUGGUUGAUUCAUACACAAGAUGGAAAUCGAGGAUUUGACGCUAUAUUUUUACAUUGCAUGCGGUAUCUUUGCCGGUGCGUUUAUCUUACUUUUCGUUUUGGUGACCGUGCUAUUCGUGAAAGUAAAUCGAUUAUCCGAGGACGGGUCCAACCAACUAAACAGACAGACAAAUAUGAUGGCGGACUUCUGUUACACCAAUCCCACGAUCGUGCCUGGAGAACUGCUCUCUCGUCGUGGCUUUUCCAUGUACAGUGGAGCUGACAACUUUGAUGAUGAUUUCGGCAAGAACAAAAACGCUCAUUGUGGAACGUAUCAUGAGGCUCGAUCAAAAUUCUGAUUAAAAUUUGAAUCUG